Messenger RNA from Colias croceus (clouded yellow), 2018 nucleotides. Its product is annotated as cytochrome c oxidase assembly protein COX15 homolog. The record is from RefSeq and is a predicted model, not a curated record. The transcript is spliced from 8 exons. Gene Ontology annotation, biological process: heme A biosynthetic process. Gene Ontology annotation, cellular component: mitochondrial inner membrane. Lineage: Eukaryota; Metazoa; Arthropoda; Insecta; Lepidoptera; Pieridae. Gene Ontology annotation, molecular function: oxidoreductase activity, acting on NAD(P)H, heme protein as acceptor. Bases 223 to 1497 code for a protein of 424 amino acids.
UGUCAAUGUCAAUAACACGGUAUCUCAAGUAGACAUCACGUACAAAUUACAAUAUUUUUAAUAAUUUUAAUAAUUCUCUGAUAAAUAACUAAAUAGUAAGAGUUAUAUAAUCCUAUAAGAGAAAGUGACGAAGAAACUAACAACAAUUUCAUUAUUUAAUCAAAUUCUGUCAAAUGCUUUAGGUUAGUAUUGCAUAAAUAGUCGCAAUCAAUAUUUAGUAAAAUGCUGAGUUUAGCACAGGUGUGUCGAUGUUCUCAUUAUUUGAGGGCUCCCAGUCGAGUCCUGUUAUCUAGUACAAAAAGCCAUGGUACCUUACCUUCAAGACAAUUGCUAACACCAGCGCAAUGGAACCACACGACUAAGGGUCUUAGAAUAAGUGAAAUAAUCAAAAGAAAUGGCAUUGUCGCAAGGUUCUGCGCUUCAUCACCAAAACCAAAAUCAACCAAAAUAGUCGGCUACUGGUUGCUCGGCUGCAGUGGUAUGGUUUUCACAGCGGUGGUGCUAGGUGGAGUGACAAGGCUAACAGAAUCAGGUCUGUCUAUGGUCACAUGGAAACUCCUGGGUGAGAAGCUGCCGAGGACUGAGGAAGAAUGGCAGGCAGAGUUUGAAAUAUAUAAACAGUUUCCGGAAUAUAAAUACAAAAACAUGAACAUAACACUGUCCGAGUUCAAGUGGAUCUGGUGGAUGGAGUUCGCUCACCGCAGCUGGGGGCGCGCUAUCGGGGCCGCCAUGUUCCUGCCGGCGACGUUCUUCUGGCUCAGAGGGUACUUGGAUAAAGCUAUGAAGUUGAGGGUGGCCGGGUAUUGUGUGCUGGUUGGGGCUCAGGGUCUAAUGGGCUGGUACAUGGUGAAAUCGGGCCUUGAGGACCGUUUCCAGGGCCCCUGCGAUGUGCCCCGGGUGUCCCAAUACCGUUUAGCCUCUCACCUCGGUUUAGCAUUUCUCUUAUACGCGGGGCUCCUAUCUGGGGCCCUGAGGAUGUUGAGGCCCGCGCCCGUUGGGGCCCUGUAUAGGAAAGUUAAGGAGUUAAGCGCCUUAACGGCAGUUGCGAAUACUGUUAAGGGGAUGGCGUUCAUUACUGCUCUUUCUGGCGCGUUCGUAGCGGGCCUAGACGCGGGUCUAGUCUACAAUUCGUUCCCGAAAAUGGGCGACCAUUGGAUACCAGACGACAUACUGGCUUUUAGUCCUAAACUGCGUAAUUUCACGGAAAAUCCCACCACAGUGCAGUUCGAUCAUAGGAUUCUGGGUACUAGCACGUUGUUAGCGGCUACUGUGCUGUGGGUAAUGUCGAGGGGCAAGCCACUGUCGCCAGUCGCCAGGCGAGUGGCUAAUGCAGUGGGUGCGAUGGCUUGGUUACAGGUAACAUUAGGUUUCCUAACACUGCUAUACUACGUGCCUACUCCCUUAGCGGCGACUCACCAGUCGGGUUCAUUGACCCUACUCACACUAGCUGUGUGGCUCACACAUGAGAUCAAGUUGCUUAAAUACAUACCCAAAUAAAAUAUUUUAAUUGCCUAGUCUUUGAUUUUGUGAUUGAAACUGUUGUAUAGUGUGUAAAUGCCUUUAUGUUUAGGUCAAUUUUAGUCAAUUUGGAUACAUUAUUUGUCACACAUAAUCACGAAACAUUAAAAUUUAAAACCUAGUUUUACUCAACGCAUGUAGUACUUUCUAGACAAAUAUAAAUCUUAUGUAACGGCAGUUAAUGUCAAAUGUACAUUGUACGCUUAAUUACGUAUAAUGUAGUAUACUACAAAACAAAAUUAAUUGAAAGUUGUAAAUAAACUGUUUAUGGCGGAGAUUUUUUGUGAGACAAUAUGACAAAUGGACUGUGUUUGAUGAGCUUUCCUUUUUAUUUAAUUUCGAUAUUAACUUACCAAAUACAAUAAAAUGAAAGAUAAAGUGCAUUUUCGUCCAAUAUUGUUAAUUUUAAACCUAUCACUUAGGACUCUGAACUUUAAUACCACACAAUAGCAUUUUAAAACAGUAUUGUAUGUACAAUUAAGAUAUAAAUAAAUUUUGUU